UUGGCGUGUUCUAAUUUCCUUCCAAUACGAUUUCAUUCUAGCUAAAAAAAACAAACCUAGUUAGCGCGACCGAACAGCAUAUUGAAUAGACAUUUCUAUUUAUUAAUGAGAACAAUACAAACUCUGUCAUCAUAACACUGACGAAUCAAUUUUAUAAGCAAAGUGUAAACUCGGUUAUUGCACGAGCUAAUAAUUGAGAAAAACAUGAAACGUCCGUUGAAUAAUGGAAGUGACAAUUCUGACACGAAUCCUAUUGUCUUCUUGGAUAUUGUUGUUGGGCCCGAGAAAGUGGGCAGAAUCGUCAUAGAAUUGUUCAAAGAUAUCGUGCCACGAACCGCGGAAAAUUUUCGUGCAUUAUGCACAGGCGAAAAGGGCAGUGGAUCGAACGCCAAGAGGUUACAUUACAAGGGAUGCGUUUUCCACAAAUCCAUCCCGCAGUUUAUGAUCCAAGGAGGAGACAUUGUAAACUUCAAUGGUACCAGCGGGGAGAGUAUCUAUGGUCCUUACUUCGAGGAUGAGAAUUUCCAGUUAAAACACACAUCCGCUGGAUUACUUAGUAUGGUGAAUGAGGGAAAACCAAACACCAACAGUUCCCAAUUUAUUAUCACUUGUGUGCCUUGCUUACAUUUGGACGGUACUAAUGUAGUAUUUGGAAAAGUCAUUAAAGGCAUAGGUAUAAUUUUGGAGCUCAAUAGCCUACCGACUAUGAAGGAUAUUCCAGUUGAUGAAAUAAAGGUAGUCGAUUGUGGAGAGUUAAGAAGAGAUGAAAGCUGGGGAAUAGAAGAAAAUGAUGGAUCUGAAGAUGUUUACACACCAUGGCCCGAAGAUUGGCAUUAUUCUUUGUCUGUUAAUAAACUAAGUCACAAAUAUGUUGAGGAGGUUAUAAAAAAGAUAAAAGAUUCAGGAAAUUAUUAUUUUUCGAGAAAAAACUUUGUGGAUGCGGAUAGAAAAUACAAGAAAGCACUGCGAUAUUAUAAUUGGAUGACAAAGCAAAAGGACUUGUUAGAUACACCUGACAGGACAUUGAUAGAACUUAAAGUGAUUAUACUACUUAAUUUGGCUGCUGUAAAAUUAAAAAAAGAGAACUAUCGCGAUGUAGUGGAACAUUGUAAUGAGGUCUUAGAAUUGGACAAAGCUAAUAGCAAAGCAUUAUUUCGAAGAGGGCAAGCUUAUAUUGGCAUGAAUGAAUAUGAAUUAGGUUUAGCAAAUUUGCAACAAGCACUCCUGGAAUGCCCUAAUAACAAGGAUAUCGUUCAGGAAAUAAAUAAAGUAAAAAAGAUUAUAAAUUCCUACUUGACGACAGAAAGAGCAGUGUGUCAAAGAAUGUUCAAGUAAUGAAAUUACUUCUUGCUUAGAAGUUACAAAUUUAUAAAAAUUUUUUAUAUAUAGAUAGUU
Harpegnathos saltator (Jerdon's jumping ant) is the source of this 1395-nucleotide messenger RNA. It is a transcript of the gene Cyp40, whose product is annotated as Cyclophilin 40. The transcript has 6 exons. Gene Ontology annotation, biological process: protein folding; protein peptidyl-prolyl isomerization. Lineage: Eukaryota; Metazoa; Arthropoda; Insecta; Hymenoptera; Formicidae. Gene Ontology annotation, cellular component: cytoplasm; mitochondrion. Gene Ontology annotation, molecular function: protein binding; peptidyl-prolyl cis-trans isomerase activity; cyclosporin A binding. Bases 205 to 1335 code for a protein of 376 amino acids. The record is from RefSeq and is a predicted model, not a curated record.